UGCCUACUGUAUCUUCUAGUAAGCUGGAAGUUCGAUUUCAUAGGCUCUGAUGGAGCCUGGCCCCUCCCCUCGGGCUCAUCAUGGAGUCUGCCCCUGGGAAGCCUGGGUUAGAGUCCAGACCACCCACUUUCCGUCUGUUCCCGGAACCUGCAGCUCGGACCCAGGCCCGAAGAGCCUCUUUCUCUUCCGCCCCCAGGCCUCGAAUCGGGUGAGAACCUUUAAACGGAGCCCGGACUAGGCCCAUCUGGGAGGGACCCGGAAGACUGCAAGCCCGCCAGCCUAUGAAACACCCGGGCCCCGCGGAACUCCACCCGGAGCUGGGGUGGCCCGAGACUCUCGUGAAGCUUCCUGUACGAGCCCUCGGCCCGAGAGCCGACCUGUCUCUGUGUCCUCAGGGGCGAAGCGGACGCGGGGAGGCUGCGCGCACGGAGGAGCUCGGGGAAACAGCGGGAUGAACCCGGAGGAGGAGGAGGAGGAGGAGGAGCGCGAGGCAGGAAAAGGGGGCCGCCCGUUUGCCGGGCGCCUCCAGGACAGCCGCAGUUUAGACGGGCUGAGCGGAGCGUGCAGUGGCUGGGGGUCGGGCGGGACCGCUCCGCCCGGCGGCCCCGAGCCGGGGGCGGGCGGGGGCCGCAGAGCCACCAUCUCCAGCGCCCUAGAGCUGGAGGGUACGGUCAGCCGACACGGGGACCUCACCCAUUUUGUGGCUAACAACCUGCAGCUCAAGAUCCGCCUGAGCGGGAAUCCGCAGCCGCUUCCGCCGCCUCCCUCGGCCCGACCGGCCCCGGCUCCCGCACCAACCAUCCCGCCUAUAGAUCCGGAGGUGCUACGAGACCUGGAGCGGCUGAGCCGGGAACUGGGUGCCCGUGUAGAACGGCUGCUUCGCGGGCUCGGCGGCGCAGUGCAGGAGCUGACGGCGUUGAGCGUAGGCUGCAUCCAGACUUAUCGAGACGCCGUGGACUCUUUGGGAGAGGCGGUGGACAUGAGUAUCAAGGGCAUGUACACACUACUGGCUAGAUGCGAGGAGCUAGAGCGGGCCCUGCAGCCAGUCCAGGGACUGGCCCGACAAAUCCGGGACAUCCGCCGCACCCUAGAAGUGCUGGAGGCUCUCUGCAAAUGACUGGCACCCUACACUUAGGGAAAGGGUGGUUUGGUAUAUGAUGGUGCGACAAGACCACCAGGGUACCCUCUGCAAUCUCCUGUAUCUCCCAACCUCAAUCCCUUAAGAAAUCGGAGAGGGAGUAGACGACAGUUGCCGGGAGGGAAAGGAGAAAAAUAACUUCUUACAUGUAUCCAGUGGUCUUCUUCCCAUUGUAUGGGAUUUCUUGGGUGUUCCAGAUGAGCUCCUCUUACAGAUAUGUUGCAGGAAAGCUUUCUUGUGUGUUGGGGGUGGGAAUGUCUUCCAGAUGAGACCCAAGUCCUUUUUAGAGUGGUAGUCCAGUUCUACCCUGCCCUGCCCCUGAAGUGCCACUCCUAGCUGAAGCAUCAUCCCCUAGGGAGCUAGAUGAAAACCUUAGGUAUGCUUUGGCACCAUGUUCCAAGGUAAAAAAGAUGUGGUUGUGAGAGGGGAACAAAAAAGAAACUUUAGCCUCAGCUGUAACUAACCAUAUUGCUGCAGCUAACUGGAGGGGCUGACUGACAGUUGGUGAAACUUGAUGUCCCCAGUUAAACUUGUAUUUAAUGGCAAGGAAUGCCCCAGGCUUUCCACUGUACCCCCAAAUUUUGUCUUUACCCAUAUAAGAUGUGCUUCCAACAAGGGUGAAGAGAGAAGUUUACUGGAUCCUGAAUAUUUGGGUUCCUGCAGGGAGUAAGGCCUAGGUGUUGAACUUGGGUUAAUUUCUUUAGAAUUCAUAUGAGAACUGUUGAUUGUUUUGAACCUGCUGUGAAGUUUUCUGAUCUUGGCCUAUGAGUCAACAUUUUUGACUUUCUGAGUUGUGUGGAAUUAAAGUGCUGCUGCUGUUAAAAA
Messenger RNA from Monodelphis domestica (gray short-tailed opossum), 1963 nucleotides. It is a transcript of the gene BORCS6, whose product is annotated as BLOC-1 related complex subunit 6. The record is from RefSeq and is a predicted model, not a curated record. Gene Ontology annotation, biological process: lysosome localization. Gene Ontology annotation, cellular component: BORC complex. Lineage: Eukaryota; Metazoa; Chordata; Mammalia; Didelphimorphia; Didelphidae.